UCAAAGAGAAUAAAUGAAGCUAUGGUCCUUUGAGUCUUUAUAGAAAGAGUCCUGAGUUUAGAAGGAUAAAUCAUAAAAGCAGUUGGUCGUUAACAAGUUAACGACAUACACAUGCUUGCAGGGAGAAGAGUGAGACAAAUUGAACAAACAACUACCACAAAACCUACGAUUUACUUGAGCAGUCUGACGGGAAAUUGUAGGUUUCAUGUUAAUUCCUCACUGUUACCAGUUCCAUGACCAGAAAGCUUAACACCUAAGCUUUUCUCUUCUUCUUUUUCUUGUGUAUUCUGAAAAUCUGGCCUAGAGAGAAACCAAAACCAAGGGGAAGACAUCAAUGGCGGAUUCAUCCCAUGGACCUGCGAGUUUCAUGGUUCAGGCUAACGCCUUGCUCAGGAAGAACCUCACUUUCCAGAAACGAAACCUCAGGACAAAUAUCAGGCUCAUAGCAUUCCCAUUUUUCCUCUGUUUGCUACUAGUUCUCAUCCAACAUUUGGUGGAUAAUGAGCUGGAUAAGCCCAAGAACAAGUGUGGCUGCUCUUGUGUUGACACAAGGUGUGAGACAAAAGUGUGUGGGAUUGAGUACUCGACUUUGGAUCAAGCCUUCACUUGUCCUGUUCCCCAUCCUGUGAAUUGGCCACCUUUUCUGCAAAUUCCAGCUCCAGAAUUUCGUGCUUCUAGAACUGAUUUUACUCCAUUUUUAGACUUGCCAGAUGACUCCUGCAAAAUGACAGGAUCUUGUCCCGUAACUAUAAUUCUCACUGGGGGUAAUCAAUCUCUAGGGCAAAGCUUGGCAGGGAAUUUAUUCAUGGGUGCUUUCUCUCCAAAUUCCUCUCAUAUAUUUUCUAGUUUAACCAGUGUUCUCCUGGGUUCAUACUCAGAGCCAAAAAUCACCAAUUUUCUUGAACCAGCCUUUUUCUCAGGCCUUCCAGUCUAUAUCAUUCAACCUCAGUGUGCACCAAACUUUUCACUUUCUGUUCCGGACCCGAUAGCAUCUGAGACAAGGCAACAAGAGGUAAGAUGUGUGCAAGGUUUACAUUUAUGGCGUAAUAGUUCUUCAGAGGUAAAUGAUGAGUUAUAUAAGGGUUACCAACAAGGGAAUUCAGAGAGGAAGAUUAAUGAGUUUGUUGCAGCUUAUGAUUUCUUGGACACAAAUGAACAUAAUUUCAAUGUAAGCAUAUGGUACAACUCAACCUACAAGAAUGACAAUGGAAAUCCUCCUAAUUUGGUGCGCGUUCCACGCUCAGUGAAUAUGGCCUCCAAUGCCUACCUUCAGUUCUUUCGAGGUGCUGGAACAAAAAUGUUAUUUGAAUUUGUUAAAGAAAUGCCUAAACCUGGAAUAAAGCUUAGCUUGGAUUUCUCUUCUCUUCUUAGUGCACUUUUCUUUACAUGGGUCAUUUUGCAACUUUUCCCUGUUAUAUUGACAUCUCUUGUUUACGAGAAGGAACGGAAUCUAAGAAUCAUGAUGAAAAUGCAUGGCCUUGGGGAUGACCCUUAUUGGAUGAUUUCCUAUGCUUAUUUUCUUUUUAUAUCAUUGACUUACAUGUUAGUCUUUGUGAUGUUUGGCUCACUUAUAGGGAUAAAGUUUUUCACACUGAAUGACUACAGCAUACAAUUUGUCUUCUACUUCAUCUAUAUAAAUUUGCAAAUAUCACUGGCCUUUCUAGUGGCAACUGUUUUUUCAAAAGUUAAGACUGCUUCAGUAAUAGGGUACAUAUGCGUGUUCGGAUCAGGGCUUUUAGGUCGCUUUCUUUUUCAUUUCUUUGUUGAAGAUGCAUCCUUCCCUAGAGGCUGGAUUAUAGUUAUGGAGCUCUAUCCUGGAUUUUCUCUAUAUCGUGGACUAUACGAGUUUGGACAGUAUUCCUUUCUGGGAAGUUAUAUGGGGAUUGAUGGGAUGCAGUGGAAAGAUUUGAGUGAUAGCACGAAUGGGAUGGAAGAAGUCUUAAUUAUCAUGUUUGUAGAAUGGAUGGUAGUUCUUCCUGUUGCAUAUUAUUUAGAUCAAGUUUUAGCAUUAGGAAGUGGUGUUAGAAAGCACCCUCUAUUUUUCAUGGAAAAAUUUUGGAAGAAGCGCUCACCAUCUUUCCGAAGGCCCAGUUUGAGAAGACAGGGAUCCAGAGUUUUUGUUCAAAUGGAGAAAGCUGAUGUUUCCCAGGAGAGAGAGAAGGUUGAACAAUUACUACUUGAACCACGUGUAAAUCAUGCCAUCAUCUGUGACAACAUCAAAAAGGUGUAUCCAGGGAAGGAUGGAAAUCCUGAGAAAUUUGCAGUCAGAGGGUUGUCUCUUUCUUUGCCUCGAGGGGAAUGCUUUGGUAUUCUAGGUCCUAAUGGUGCUGGAAAAACUUCUUUUAUCAAUAUGAUGAUUGGGCUGAUCACUCCAACAUCUGGCACAGCAUUUGUUCAGGGAUUGGAUAUUCGGACUGAUAUGGACAAAAUAUAUACCAGCAUGGGCGUAUGCCCACAGCAUGACCUACUCUGGGAAACUCUAACUGGAAGGGAGCAUUUGCUAUUUUAUGGAAGACUGAAGAAUCUAAAAGGUGCUGCCUUAACACAAGCAGUUGAGGAAUCUCUUAAGAGUGUCAACCUAUUUCAUGGAGGUGUUGGUGAUAAACAAUCUGGGAAAUACAGUGGGGGUAUGAAAAGGAGGCUUAAUGUUGCCAUUUCACUGAUUGGAGAUCCUAAAGUUGUCUAUAUGGAUGAGCCUAGUACUGGAUUGGAUCCUGCCUCAAGAAACAAUCUGUGGAAUGUUGUUAAGCGUGCAAAGCAAGAUAGAGCCAUCAUUCUCACCACUCAUUCCAUGGAAGAGGCAGAGGUUCUAUGCGACCGUCUAGGGAUAUUUGUUGAUGGCAAUUUACAGUGCAUCGGAAAUCCAAAAGAGCUGAAGGCCAGAUACGGGGGAUCUUACGUGUUUACAAUGACAACAUCUUCAAAUCAAGAAGACGACGUGGAGAACUUGGUUCGCAGUCUCUCUCCAAAUGCAAACAAGAUAUACCAUAUAUCUGGAACCCAAAAGUUCGAAAUUCCGAAGCAAGAAGUAAAGAUUGCUGAUGUUUUCCAAGCAGUUGAGAAUGCAAAGAAAAUGUUCACGAUACAUGCAUGGGGUCUAGCUGAUACAACCUUGGAGGAUGUCUUCAUCAAGGUUGCUCAAGGGGUCCAGGCACUAAAUGUGCUAUCGUGAUUGUUGGGGAUGAUCCUUAUACUACUUAGUUUAAUCUUCUCCUCUAUGCUGAUAAUUUCUUUUAAUUCUUCGAUUAUGUAAAUGGUUUUGUAGAUCUUAUUAUAGUGACCUUGCAAGUAAUCCUCACUUCUGUUCAGUAUUUUACUCUGACGUACACUUUCUAUGGAAGUUAAUCUCUUUCUUUAGGCGUGGAAACCUCUAUGAAAGACAACGAUGUGCAGGAAUUGUUCCACAAAGCAAAAAGUGUAUAUUAGAUCGAACAUGUCAA
This is a messenger RNA of Nelumbo nucifera (sacred lotus), 3440 nucleotides long. RefSeq names its product ABC transporter A family member 7-like. Gene Ontology annotation, molecular function: ATP hydrolysis activity; ABC-type transporter activity; lipid carrier activity. Lineage: Eukaryota; Viridiplantae; Streptophyta; Magnoliopsida; Proteales; Nelumbonaceae. Gene Ontology annotation, biological process: transmembrane transport; lipid transport. The record is from RefSeq and is a predicted model, not a curated record. Gene Ontology annotation, cellular component: intracellular membrane-bounded organelle; membrane.